CUUGAUCGCUCCGUCAUCCGGUUCUUCUCUUUUCCCCUUCAUCCUCGAAGUAAACCCUUUAUGUUUCCAAAAAAAGCCAUGGGGGUCCGGCUCUUCAAACCAAUUCAGCAGGCGGUUAGCCUGGCAUUUCUAGUGCAGCAUGUAGUGUCGGCUGUUGAACCACUGGGCGUGACGUGGAUCAAUCCACCUUUCGAUGAUUUGACUGGGAUUCCGCAACGCUUUGCUCUCGGCAGUAAAUUUCUUAUUGAAUGGAGCGUUGGGAUGGCAUACUCCGAUUCCUUGACGAUUGAGAUUUGGCACUUACGACCUGGACCUUGGGACUCAGGAUCGGACCAGAUUGGCACUUUGCUCAAGGACAUCUACUAUUCAUCCGACCCUCGCGUCCAGGAAUGGUGGGACAUCGGGGACCAUGACAAUAUCAACAACUCAAUUCUCCUCGACAGCCGGGAAUUUAGACUUCGGCUCCGUCGAUCUGACGACCCGAACUGGAAAAUCGGACUUGGCUCUGCUGUACUAAUUGUACUGGCAAUCUUGACAACGAGGCUUUUCAUGAUCCGGCAGAAUAAAACUAAGCAGGCGGACAUUUCUGGCGAGGAUGUCGAGACUCAUGAUGUCGCUAAACUCCCCAACACUAUCCUUGUUUCGUUACCAACACAUGAACUGGCGGCUAACAAAGCCCAGUCCAUGAGCUGGUCGCGAACAAAUAUUACCCAGCACAUGAGCUUGUUGGAAAGAAAUCCGAGAACCUGGUGGUUGAGUUGCCGGCUGAGCCAAGUGCUCAAGAGAGGGAAGGGAAACCUGGGUCUGAGCCUCCCAGGUCAAGCACUGAGGGAAAUGAUUGCAGUAAAUGGCCGGCAACAUUCUUUUUGUGGUGUCAACUUCCCUUUCAAACACUGUUGUCAACUGGAGAAUGGGGCUGGGCUAGGUAUUGAUGUAAUGAAUAUGUUUUCAAGCUGGAAUGCAAAGUUACUGCAAGAGAGAGGCUUGCUGGAUCUAGGUAAUAACAUUCUUCAAAAGGCAAGAUAUCUGGCCUUUAGGCCGUAG
This is a messenger RNA of Podospora pseudopauciseta, 1044 nucleotides long. RefSeq lists its product as uncharacterized. The coding region runs from base 61 to 1044 and encodes 327 amino acids. The transcript is spliced from 3 exons. NCBI's taxonomy places the organism in Eukaryota, Fungi, Ascomycota, Sordariomycetes, Sordariales, Podosporaceae. The record is from RefSeq and is a predicted model, not a curated record.